ACGAAAACACAAACAUAUAUUUAUUUUAUUUAUAUUUAUUACACACUAAUUUAAUCAAAAAUCGUUUAUUUCAGUUUUUUGAACUAUGGACAGGCUUGAAUAUAUUGAAGCUCGAUUAUUUGAAGGAGAAAACUAUUUAAAACGAGAGAAAAAUGUGAAAAUAUAUGACGGCGAUGAUAAGACACAAUAUGUCGAUGGUGAAGUUGUGCUCACAACGCAUAGAAUUUUAUGGGGAAAGGCAGGUGACAUACCCAAAGGACUUACAUGUUUAUCUCUUCCAUUGUAUUAUGUAUUUUGUUUGGAAGAGGAGAGUGGCGGUGUGUUCGGUCUUGGUGGCCCAAAGAGAAUUAUUUUACAUUUGGGUCCAGCACUUCCAGGUAAAAGGCCAGGCCCAGCAGUAGUAAGUCCAUACCACUUUGUCAAGUUUUCAUUCAAAGAUGGAAUUGAUCCUCUUUUUUAUAAAGCAUUGUCUGAUGCUGUAAAUGCUAAAGCAUGGGAACGAACAACUCCACUGACAUCUCCAAGCUCAGAAUCUGCAGUGGCAUCCACAAGACCUUCAGUUGCUCCUGUAAGCUCGAAGAUUAGAUCAGGAAUUGUAGGUAUUGAAAGAAGUAUAGAGGAACAACAUAGAGCUACUGAUGAAAGUAUUAGUGUUGCAUUCCAAGAUUUAAGAAAGCUUAUGGAGAAGGCUAAAGAAAUGGUGUCAAUAUCGAAGACAAUAUCAACUAAAAUUAGGGAGAAACAAGGAGAUAUAUCUGAAGAUGACACAGUUAGAUUCAAAUCAUACCUCAUGAGCUUAGGUAUUGAUGAUCCAGUCACAAGAGAUACAUUCCGAUCAGACUCUGAUUACUAUGUAGGGUUAGCACAGCAGAUUUCAGAUAUGAUGGUGGCAGUAUUAAUGGACUGUGGUGGUAUAAUGUCACUUGCUGAUGUAUGGUGCAGAGUCAACAGAGCAAGAGGCUUGGAGCUUAUAUCACCUGAGGACUUGUUAAAUGCUUGCAAAUUAUUGCAAUCAAUUGAUGCACCAAUGUCACUUAGAAAGUUUCCUAGUGGCGCGUGUGUUCUGCAACUGAACUCUCAGAGAGACGAAGAAGUUGCUAGAAGUACUAGUCAAUUGCUUGAAGAAAAUGGUACUCUCACACCUGUGAAGUUAUCUCAAUUAGCCAAUGUGUCGCUGUUGUUGGCUCGAGAAAGACUGUUCACUACUGAACGUCUUGGCCUAGCCUGCAGAGACGAAUCUAUAGAAGGACUAGCUUUCUAUCCCAAUUUGUUCCUUACUAAAACAUAAGUGUACACAUUUAAUAAAUUAUAUAUUGUUU
Messenger RNA from Papilio polytes (common Mormon), 1319 nucleotides. It is a transcript of the gene Vps36, whose product is annotated as vacuolar protein-sorting-associated protein 36. The record is from RefSeq and is a predicted model, not a curated record. The transcript has 7 exons. Gene Ontology annotation, molecular function: ubiquitin binding; phosphatidylinositol-3-phosphate binding. Gene Ontology annotation, biological process: protein transport to vacuole involved in ubiquitin-dependent protein catabolic process via the multivesicular body sorting pathway. Gene Ontology annotation, cellular component: late endosome membrane; ESCRT II complex. Lineage: Eukaryota; Metazoa; Arthropoda; Insecta; Lepidoptera; Papilionidae. The coding region runs from base 86 to 1288 and encodes 400 amino acids.